This is a messenger RNA of Ilex paraguariensis (yerba mate), 543 nucleotides long. The record is from the annotation of a GenBank genome assembly. NCBI's taxonomy places the organism in Eukaryota, Viridiplantae, Streptophyta, Magnoliopsida, Aquifoliales, Aquifoliaceae.
AUGGGAGACAGAAAGCGUGGGCAUGAUAACGAUGACAAAGGGCUGUUCUCUUCCCUUGCUGGAUAUGCUGCUGGACACUAUAACCCCUCGGGUGCAUACCCCCCUCAAGGAUAUCCUUAUCCUACUCCAGGGGGGUUCCCACCAGCUGGAUAUCCUCCUCCCGGAGGGUACCCACCACCAGCAUAUCCUCCUCCAGGGGGUUACUCACAACCUGGAUAUCCUCCCCCUGCUGGAUACCCACCACCAGCAUAUCCUCCCCACGGUGGAUAUCCCACAGCGGGUUACCCAGGUCCAUCAGCCCCAUAUCAUUCAGGGCACGGACCAAAUUUUGGAGCCUUGCUAGCCGGGGGUGCAGCUGCUGCCGCCGCUGCUUACGGGGCUCACCAUCUAUCACACGGUGGGCAUAACCUUGCACACGGUGGUCACUUUGGCCAUCACCAUGGGAAAUUUAAGCAUGGCAAGUUCAAGCAUGGUAAGUUCGGCAAGCGCUGGAAGCAUGGCCGGUUUGGAAUGCAUGGGGGAAAGUUCAAAAGAUGGAAGUGA